UUGCUCCACAAAGCCCGUUAUCAAGAUGGCGUCUUCCAUGAACAGCGCGAAAGGUGGAGUUUAACAACAGAUGUGGGGGUGAAAAUGUUCUAAUAUCAACAAUAUUUAUAAAGCAUCUUGAAAUGAUCUGCAUAAUUUCUAUUGUGGCAAAAUGAUGGCAUCUGAAGAGAAGCAAACGGAUGAGGUCUCCAAAAUGGAAGAAUCAGUUUCAGAGAAAGGAACUGAAGAGACAGAAACCAAACAGGAAGCAUCGGCAGACACAGCAAAGGAGCAGGAAAAAGAAGUCAAGAUGGAAGUGGAAGACACUCCGGCGGAGGAUUCAUCCAAGGUCAUGACUGAGGUUCCUAUGGAAACUGAGCCAGCACCACCUCAAACCAAAGAGGAAAGUCCAAAGAUAGAAGAAAACCCCAAGAUGGAAGAAACUUCUGUAAAGGAUGACAGUAGAGAGCAGGAAACCAUCAAUGAAGAAGAUAAAGUUCAAGACAAAGUGACUGAAGAAAAAGCUGACGAUGAACUAGAAAAACAGACCAUCUGUGAGGACAAAGAAACUGAGGUGAAAACCACAUCACCUCCAGAUCCAGUUCCAUGUAAUGAUGAGGCAGUGGAGGCCACUGAAGAACUGGAUGAGGAUUGGGAUGUUCUUGGAACAGAUGAUGAAAAGGACGAGACAAGGAAGAAGAAAACCUCCGGAGUCUGGAUGCCAGACGUCAACGUUAUCAUUGAUCUGUAUCAGAAACUGGACAAAGAAGGUGUGCUGGAGCUUCAGUGGAAAUGUCCUGGCAGACGUCCACCUCCAGAGGAGAUAGAUGAGAAAAAAGAGGAGACACCGAUGACGGAGACAGAGUUGGAGAAACCAGAAGCAAAAGAGGAGAAACAGGAAGAGGAACCUACAGAGUUUGAUUUUGAUGUUGAUGCUCCAUCUGUCACUAACAUGGCUCCUAGACGAACACCAGGAAGCGGCCAAGCCCUGGGAAGUGGUAAAAAGAGAGUUGCCAGGAUGGACAAGAUCUUUGACGACAUGCUCCGACACAAGAGGAUAGACGAGGAGCUAGCGAGAGUAGGGGACGAAGCGGACGACACCCUCAAUCGAACAGACACAACUCCACAGAGACCAGUGGGGAAAUUCAGGAUAAGGAAGGAUUUCUGACACGAAGAAGUCUUAUGUGAGAGUUUGAGUUGGAAGUUCUUCAUACUUAUGGUGGAGAAGAAAUGCCUUAAAACCUAAGGAGAGAGUGUAAAGGGGCUGCACAAGGCAGGAGCAGAGGAACACACAUGAACUCAGGUUUAUUUUGUUGUACCUAAUGGGAUUAUGGAAGAACUGUGUCAAGUGCAGGUCACGCAGAGUAGAGAACUUUGGAGUCAUAGAAGUGGAGAUUACCUUCCUUGCUCAAGCACCCCUCAUUAUUGUACACGUAUUGUACACGUACACGUGACAGACAUGCAAGUGCCUCGGGGUUUCUUGCGUCUGGGUAGCCAGCACAACAAUGCGUCUGGUUGUGCACAUUUAGAUGAAAGUCAGUCGGGUGACUUGGCACAGUGAGCUGCAUGUGUUGGCUUAGUUUUUUAAAGCAAAUUAUCCCAUCCUUCGUUACAAUAAAUCUGUGACUUCAGCCAAAGUACGUAAGGAAUCUACCAGGUGUAGCUGUAGAAGAUUCUAGGGUGGCAGGAACAAGUAACAAUGUCAGGUCCAACCAAAAUGUUACCUUUUUUAUUGAUUGAUAUUUUUGUCAAAUAUUUUAAAGGACGUGUGUUGUAAAGAAUAGUGAAAUAAAAAGAGCUGAGCAGUUCAGUUUCUCAAGAUUUUUUUCACUGGCAAAUGUUCAAAGCCCCAUUCCCUCUUUCAGGAACUUGUCUGGUCUGACAUUACUCCUCUAAAAUGUUGAAGACAAUUGGGGAAAGUGAUUUUUGGGUGUGAGGAUAGGUAGGAGUCAUUCCUAACCUUUCCACUCAAUUUUGGCGCCCCCCCCAAGGGUACCCAAGCCUGAGGUGUGUGCUGCCUCUGAAUAGCCAAACCCCACAGUGUACAAGUGUGAAUACUGUGUGUGUGUGGAUAAGUUACUUCAAGAAGUUUUUGUAAAAUUAUUAUUAGAUCUUUUGUAUUUGUACAAACCUUUAUGAAAUCCUACAGCUUUCAAAAACCAUGUCUGUGAAGUAUUUGUGGGAAUAAAAAAUUGAAAUCUCUAUCAUACAUUGUGAUUUCAGUCGAAAAGUCA
Messenger RNA from Acanthaster planci (crown-of-thorns starfish), 2213 nucleotides. RefSeq lists its product as uncharacterized. NCBI's taxonomy places the organism in Eukaryota, Metazoa, Echinodermata, Asteroidea, Valvatida, Acanthasteridae. Gene Ontology annotation, molecular function: nuclear estrogen receptor binding. Gene Ontology annotation, cellular component: MLL3/4 complex. Gene Ontology annotation, biological process: positive regulation of cell cycle G1/S phase transition; positive regulation of intracellular estrogen receptor signaling pathway. The record is from RefSeq and is a predicted model, not a curated record.